Messenger RNA from Dioszegia hungarica, 876 nucleotides. RefSeq lists its product as uncharacterized. The record is from RefSeq and is a predicted model, not a curated record. Bases 1 to 876 code for a protein of 291 amino acids. The transcript has 7 exons. Lineage: Eukaryota; Fungi; Basidiomycota; Tremellomycetes; Tremellales; Bulleribasidiaceae.
AUGCGGCGUACGGGAGGAUUCAGUGGCAAGCCUCUGGCUACGUCAGCUCAUGUCAGUGGAAGUUUGACACGUCGCCAGAUCGAGGUCGCGCCUGCAAAGCGCAGGAGUAACGUCCAGUACUCACCGCUUGAUACGUUCCGCGUUGGUCAAGCCGCCGGCCCUAGCGACUCUGCGAGCAAGGUAUCCAUCCACCCGAACAGAUCUAGGCCAAGCGGGACCGCGACGAGGAGUAUCGCUGCGAUCCAGCAGGAAUUGGCGAGCUUCAUCGUGUGGGUAUCGUCUGAGCUUGGUCAGAUCGGAGGUAUCCUCAAGCAGAGCGAGGAUGGGAUGCGGAGCAGCGGAGGAUUAUGGAGUGCCUUAUCAGAAGGGGCAAUUUUCACUGAUAACCUUAUCCCAGACCUGCCCUCUGGACGAUUAGCUUGUUGGGAGUGCAGUACAGCUUUGCCCCGCCGAUGGGCUGUUGCCCACUUUUGGUGGCCGACUAGAAGGGCGCUAUGGGUGUUAGUUGGUGUUCCGUCCGAUCGUCCGUUCAAGCAGCAAGACGGCGCGAUUGUCAUUGGUCAAUGUCUGAACGGAACGUCAUAUAUAGCUAUUUUGGUAGAUAUACUAAUACCAGUGGAGGGCCGGAGGCCAAUACCAAAUACCAUACUAUCUACCAGGAGAAUCGUCUGGCGGGAGAGCAUGGUAUUGGUAAAAUACCAAUACCAAGCUGGUAUAUCAUGGUAUACCAGGCCCGAGUGGAAAUCUCUAGACUACUCUCCAUCGUCCAAUAGAGCGCCGUAUGAUGCUAUAAAGGUGCUCAGAUUGCCAGGAGCGCUCCUCCCUAAGCCUACCCCUGCUCAUUUCGUACCGAAAGAGUUGAAACAGGUCACGUGA